AGUGGCCAUAGGUCAGUAUGUGGUUGUACUAGGCUGCUUCCAGGUGUGAUUGUGAACAAUGCCUUCCUGUGAAUAAAUACAGAGACUGUAAGGAUGGCGGUGACUAGGACGAUACGGACGAAGAGCGAAGUAACUCCGCGUGGCUGCACUUGCACCAGUGGUGGGAGUGUCCGCGAGGAGGGUUAGGGCGGCGAGCGCCGCUGGAUGUUUUCAUUCUGAACUCCAAGGGUCGCGAGAGCGGACGCUGACGCACCGGACGCGAGGAAGAAAGUACCGAGUUCAGUCACUUCUUUGUCCAUAUAUCUCUUUUGCUUGUAUUUCCUGCCGGUGUCAUGUCAGUUCGUCGGCCCUGCUUGGUGCUCCUCUGCGCGGUGUUAGCGGUGACUCGUGCCCGCAGGAGUUCACCGGUGCAGGAUGACGUUCAGGAGAAAAUCAACAGCGCCAGGUGCACGUCCAGGUGUCUCACUCUGCACAUGACUCAGCUAACCGCUGCCUUCAGACACCUCCAGAGUGACCAAGUUCUGGUUUGGUGUGAAAACCACAGACGCUGUGCUCAGUGCCUUCAGCCAUGCAAAGAACUGUGGAAAACCAGGAAGGUGCUUUCUUCAAAGUCCUGUGAGAAGCAGACAGAGUGUGUGACAAGCAGGGAGUUUCUGGCCUCCCUCAGGUCUUCUCGUCAGGGUGACUGCCCUCCGCCUCAGCGAGCCACCGGAUUUGCUGCAGCCUGUGUCGAGAGCUGCUCAUCAGACCAGCAUUGUCCGUCCCCUAGAAAGUGCUGCUCCAAUGGUUGUGGACACACUUGCCAAGCUCCAGCCAAUUUAUACAAAGGUGUUCCUCUGAAGCCUCGCAGGGAGAUGACCUUUGUGGAGGACUCAGAGGGUCACGUGCAGGUGAUGUGGGUGUCCAAGUUCAAUGUCAGCAUGGAGCCGGUUGUUUAUAUGUUCCAGUCCCGCUGGAACGUUGGUAUCCAUCCCAGUGAGGACCACGCUUCUCCAUGGACUACUGUUGCCAUGACCCUUUCUGAAGAUGUGGUUCUGUCAGAUCUGAGGCCUCAGCGUUGGUACCAGUUCAGAGUAGCAGCCAUUAACAGUCACGGCAGCAGAGGGUUCACCACACCGAGCAAACACUACAUCUCCAGUAAAGAUCCCUCACCUCCAGAACCUCCAAUAAACAUCAGAGUGAGCAACCAGACUCUGGACUGGACAGGUUCACUUCCCGGGUCCCAGUUCACAGAAAGGUUAAGGGGAAGUGGGGUCACCGUGUCGGUUUUAUUACAGUGGGAGCCCCCCAGAGAGGGAGACCUGCCAGUCCACAACUACAGAGUCACCUGGGUGUCUCGGCAUACAAACACGGCACACAAAAACACACUACAUGCAGGCACACAUACAGUGGAAAACAACAUGCACAUACAGCCUGCACACCCACAUUCACCAGAGCAGGGCAAAAAGGAGAGCAGCAGCAGAGUGACUCAAGGGGCGCAGUGUGAGCUGUGGCUUCAGGGUCUGCUGCCUGCCACCUCCUACUUCUUGUCUGUCCAGACAGUCACCUACUGGGGUCAGAAGAGACUGAAGAGUCCCAGAGUUCAAAUAGCUUUUGCUACUAUCACUCACACAGUUGAAGACUUUUCCAAUGAACUCCCAUCUUCCUCAUCUUCAUCGUCCCUUUCCUCAUCCUCCUCCCCUUCAUCCUCUGACCUCCCCCUCUCCUCUUCUCUGCCUCACCCUGAGUCACCCUUGAACCCUGCCACCCCUGGCACCCUGCGCCUGGAGGUUGCUGCUCCUCAUUACCAUGACAACCAGCUGCAGGUCAAAGUGUUCUGGAAGCGGCCUUACCGCGCCAAACAGGAACACCCUGGCCCAUACAUUUUGCGGUGGCACCCACAUACCUGUAGUACUAAUGUUACAAGCACAGAGAGAACAACAACUGUGCAGGGCACUCAUCACACUAUAACAGGCCUGCUAUUUGCUUGUAAGUACUGGGUUGCUGUGGCAUUGAAGGCUGACCCAGGAUCAGAGGCUGUUGCCUGGGUUACGACCCCAACUUGCUCAUCCAACAGGGUCAGAGGAGGCAAAGGGUUGUCCUGCAACACUGAGGAGCGCCUCCUGUCAGGCAGAAAGGUGGCACUGCGUCCAGAGCGGCUGACUGCAGAUUUUCAGCAGAUCAACAGUACUUUGCUCACAACGUUUCGCUGGAGAAUGUCCCAGGAUGCACUGGACCCGGCAGCUGUUGAGGGGUUCCAGUUCACCUGGACGCUACAGUCAAGUGUUACCACAGCAACAGAAGGGCGGGAAGACACACUUAUCUCCCAGACACAGACGAUUGCACCGUCUCAGAGGUCAGUGACAGUUCAUGGUCUUCAGGCUGACAGUGUUUACCAGCUGCAGCUCCAGGUGCUAACACCAGGGGGCAGCAACGGCGCUGCAGUUUCCAAGACCAUUCACACCCCAGCUAUCAAUGUCACAGUUUGACAGAUCAUGUCUUCCAGGCCCAGAACCCACAUCUGCCACUGCUAGAUGCACUAUGGCCAGCUUUACGAACAGUUUCAGCAAACAUCUUUACCAAGUGCAGACAUCAUGGCCAAAAGUAUAAAACAAAGUGCCUCCUUGUAAAGUGGGCUCUUAUACGAUAGGUUAUUUUCUACUCUGAUCAUUUAUCUUUCACUUUUUGUCACUUUUCUAACAUAAGGGCCGUGAUCUUCCUCUAACCAGUUGGCUGGUUAUCAUCAGCAUAAAAUUUGUGGUUUGCUGUCAUUUUACAUGGUGCCACUUUAAAAAAAGCACUCCUUAAAAAUACUUGUUGUUAGUCUUGGCAGUAAAAUGUAUAUUCUUAAACCACAUUUCUUCAGUUUUAAUUAAAACUGCAGCAUUUUCUAAAUGAUUCCUCUAGGCAUUAGUGCCACGGUGCCUCAGCAUUGCAAGAUACAGUAUGUAUGUGAAAAGUGAGACUCCUUGCAUUGCUGCAUCUGUACAUGUUUGGUGUUUAGACUUUAUUAGUCCAAUCUAAUCACCUGACAUCACUGGAACCAAAGGACAUUUGUAUUAUUAUUAUUACAAUAUUCCUGUUGUUUCUGAUCAUACUAGGGGAGAACAGUAUAGCACUGACCUUAUGUACAAAUUGUCAUGUAUAGUAAUGUGUUUAUUUCGAUGCACAAUCUGCUGCAUUAUCUUUGAAGCUAGUGGGUCUGAUUUAGUAUGUAGAAAUCAAAGUAAGUUCAGACAUUUUGAUAUGUAUUCAUGUGUUUAAAAAACUGUCUGAAUUUGCUUGUUUGAUAUAUUUUGGGCAUCAUUUAUUUGCCUAUCAGCACAUUCAAUUCACUAAUCAAUAAUAUAUGACAUUUUUGUAGCUACAGGUAAUAUAGCUAUACCCCUGGUGGAUUUCUUUGUUUUGGAAAAAAAAGUCAUGUCAUUGCUUUGAAAAUGUUGGGAACUUUUGGCAUCAAAGGAGUAAUUAUCAUGUUAAUAUAGCCUUUUGUUGACAUUUUACUGUUGAUAAUAUGUACUUAAUUCCUUUACUUUUAUGUAGUUUAAUUUAUUGUUGUCCUAUUUUAGAUUUUUGUAAAUAAAGAUUUGAAGACACUGUUUGUUGUGUCAGUGACCUG
Messenger RNA from Monopterus albus (swamp eel), 3598 nucleotides. RefSeq names its product anosmin 1b (gene anos1b). Gene Ontology annotation, cellular component: cell surface; extracellular region. NCBI's taxonomy places the organism in Eukaryota, Metazoa, Chordata, Actinopteri, Synbranchiformes, Synbranchidae. The record is from RefSeq and is a predicted model, not a curated record. The coding region runs from base 333 to 2468 and encodes 711 amino acids. Gene Ontology annotation, biological process: neuron differentiation. The transcript is spliced from 16 exons. Gene Ontology annotation, molecular function: peptidase inhibitor activity; protein binding.